This is a messenger RNA of Cloeon dipterum, 868 nucleotides long. RefSeq names its product POU domain, class 3, transcription factor 3-like. The transcript has 5 exons. The record is from RefSeq and is a predicted model, not a curated record. NCBI's taxonomy places the organism in Eukaryota, Metazoa, Arthropoda, Insecta, Ephemeroptera, Baetidae. The coding region runs from base 99 to 707 and encodes 202 amino acids.
GCAAGCCAAAAAACCGCACGCCGCCACGCUUCAAGCGUUUUUCUCGCAGCAACACGCUGAUUACACGCUCCGACGACGUUCCAUUUAUUUUGUCACUGAUGCCAAGGCGGGGGAGCACGCGGGACAAAAAUCAACGCGGCGACUUUCCUUUGUGGAAAGCAGGCUGGCUCCUCCUGGCAUCCUCGGCUGAUUUUGCACAAACACCUACUCGUAUAAAAGCGUCUGUCACACGAUUGUGGACAAGCAGUCGCUCAACAUGCUCUCAAAGGUUCAGGUGGGUGCAUUUUAAUAGGAAUCUGGAGCGUCUGACGUUGCUUUUCAUUCAACAGGUGCUGGUGAUCGCGGCCGUGCUCUGCUUGGCCACCGUUUCUUGCUACAAAAGACAAGGAUAUGCUGGAGACUCGGAUGUAGCUGCGACGUCGGGUUUCAGUGGGGGUGGGGGUGGAGCUGGAGGUGGGGGUGGGGGUGGUGGAAGUGGUGGUGACGGAAAGUUCUUCCAGUAUGCCCACCACCCUGAGCAUGAUCUUUACGAGAUGGGUUACCACCGUGGAAAUCACCACCACUUUAGAGAGAGGCACGAAAAGGCCGCCCCGCAUGCUGGCCACUUUAAAACCAAAGUCCGCUGGGGAGACAAGAAAGGAGGACACGGCGAACACUUGUGGGACUACAAUCACGACGGACACCACGAUGAGCAUGGCGGCAAUUGAUGGACUAUAGCUCAACGCUUGGGGCAUAUUUGAAGACGCCGAUGACCAAAGGAAUCUCGUUUUGUUAAUUGUUUUAGGUUCCCUGUUCACGCUUAGCAAAUUGUGUUCUAGUUUUAGGCUUAAUUUUCAAGUAUUUUCACAAUAAAAACAGAAAAAUCUUA